UUCAGCAGCCAUCAUCGUUGAGACUAAACGGAAACCGUGUGACUCAAUUCGCUCAGUCGUACAUUUUACUCGCCUCUUGAUAGAGCUAAGAAUCGCGAAGCAAACGCAAGACGGGGAAUGAAAACAAUAUUAUUAUUAUAAUAAAAAUUUAACGCCUCAGCAACAGCGGCAGCAAUAGCUUAUUUUGCUGGUAUAAUUCCGUCGUCGGGAAACAGACACAAUUUGUCCUGUUUUUUUUUGUCGUGGCUUCGUCGCACCUCAAAUGUUUUGUAGUGGGCCACAAUUCGGAGCGUGAGGAAUAAAAAGGGUGUCAUACGUGAUAAAAGCAUAUUUUAAGCAGCACUCUGCUUAUCCGUUUGAUCGCGAGUUUAAGCGAGCAAUAAGUGAAUAGUGCCCCGUUUUAAUCCGCCCGUGGUGCUGAGGAAUAAGAGAAGAGCAGCAGCGGAUCGGAGUCGCCAAGAGUGGAAGAAAAAAUGUGUUUGGUGCUUCCGAAAGCCUUCGGAAGAAUCUCCUAAAUAGUUUUCCUGCCAGCAGCUGCGUAUGUGUUUGCAUGCCUCAAAUAUGAUUGUUCUGUGAUUCAGGAUUUGUGGCACUGCGAGCUGAAGAUUGAUGGAUUAGGUGUUUGAUACGCGUGCAACUAGGAGAAAAAAGUGUACAAUAGCAGCUGGUGUAUUCGGUGAUUUCCACCCCCUACUCGAGGAAUAUCGCUACGAAUAACAAACCACAACAAAGCCACGACAGAAGGAGCCUUCCCUAGCUGACGAUGGAUUCACUGCGAAAAUGGUUGAAUAAGCCAAAGGCUGACGACAAAUCGCUGCUAGCGAGAUUCUACCAUGCGGACCGAGCACUGACGGCAGUUGCCAGCGAGCUGGACAGCUUCGAUGGACGCGCUGAACCGGUUCGGUGCACACGGCUGGUCGGACGGUUGCGACAGGGACAGGAUCGCGUGCUGGCGAUCACGAACCAGAUCAUGGACGAGCUGCUGGGCGAGGAUCGGGCGGCCCGUGCCUUCCGGGCCAAGUUCCCCGAGGAGGUACUCCAGGAGAGUCUCGCCGGCCAGCUGUGGUUCGGGGCGGAGUGUCUGGCGGCCGGUUCGUCGAUCAUGAACCGCGAGCUGGAGAGCGCCAUGAUGCGACCGCUGGCCAAGGCGGUCACCAAGAGUCUGGACAACGUGCGGAAUCUGCUGCGCGAGCAGUGCCUUCGAAACAACACCCCGAACAGCCUGACGCUGCAGCUGGACGUGAACGACUCGGCGACGGAGCAGCUGUACGAGAGCUUGAAGAUAUUCGAUCGGUUGUUUGCGGAGUUCGAGCUGCUGUACGUGAGUGCGAUGGUGCAGGUCAAGUCGAAACAGGAGUACGAGAUGCAGGAGUUGAUAUGUGUGCUAUUCUCGGAAACCCUUCAACGGGCCCUCAAGAUGGGUCUGUUGGAGCAGGACCAGGUGGAUUCCUAUGACCCGGCGCUGAUGUUCUCGAUUCCGCGGCUUGCGAUCGUCGCCGGGCUGGUGAUAUUCAAGGAUGGUCCUCUGAAUAUGGACCAACCGGCGGACAACAUUUCCGAGAUGUUCAGACCAUUCCGGAAGCUGCUAAUCAAAAUGCGUGACCUGCUGAGGACACUAACCAAACACGAACUGUACCAGCUGGAGAAAUUGCUCUGCACCAACGAAGAGAUCAGUCUGAAAGAGCAACUAAUCUGUGAUGAAAAUGAAAACGAUAAUAACAGUGGUGAGUCGCCCCGGAAUGACGAUGUGGUUAUCGUGACAACUAGUGCUAGCACCAAUGCGGAUUGUAGAGGUAGCUGUGACCAGGACGAUGAUGGCCCGAGUGUUCUCGAGACGGGCGAGAAUCAAGACAACCAUUUUUAUACAAAUCGUACUUUAGUAGUUAAUGAACAACGAAUACUCGAUAACGAGAAUGACGCAUCGGACAGUGACGACGAGGGGGACAACCCCAACAACCUUCUCAAGGAUGGCCUGGUAACGUCAGAUUGCGCUUCGGGAUACCUCAUUCCGAACACCAACUUCGGGAAUCUACUGCAGACGAACGAAGCGCCUCUGACCGAUAGUUUUAUUGCAACAGACGAAGAGCUGAAGCUGGGAGCUUCUUCAAACGCUCGAAUAGAACAGCUUCUUUCCGAAUCCGAGCACGAUCCGGGUGAUUCGGGUAUCGGAACGGCAAACCCUAGUUUGGAUCAUUCGCCAGAGCUGGACACGGAACGGCCCGUGACCGCCAUCCGCAGGAUCAGCGAAUCCUCCGAAGAGGAGGAGGGCGAAGUGGAGGAAUACGAACGUCGCGACGACGAUGAGGACGCGAACGACGAGGACGAAGAUGACAGCGAGAGUACGCUUUGUGAUAUAUACCGAUCGAACCAAUCGCUGGACCCCGGCGCUAGCGCGACUAAUUUAACAAAAUCAAUCGGGAAGAGGCCAAAUCAUAAACAUCACCAUCGGCAUCAUCGAGGCGCGGUGACGGCGACGAGUAGCGGUUCUGCCGGUCGGAAGCAUUAUUCCAAACAUAGAACAACGAGUGCAGCGGCAGGAUCUGCCUCAUCGAUUGCCGGUCAAGGUUCAUCUUCGGAUUACAUAACCUGUGAUACAUCACCGUCAUCAGGGCACCACAGUAGCAGCAGCAGCAGCAGUAGUAGUAGCAGCAAUGGCGGUGAAGAUGCCACGAAGGAAGUGGCUAUGGCGAUGAAGGCUGCUGGGAGGAUCAAGUUCAAGACAACGGAGAACCUUUUGCAUCGAUUGUUCGUAUGCAUCGCAGGUGUUGCCGACCAGCUGCAAACUAAUUUUGCCGCCGAUUUGCGUCAAAUGCUUAAGAGUGUAUUCAUCAUCAAUUCGUCUCCUCCGGAGCCGGAGGAACCCCCUGAACCGGUUGCGAACAACGGGAACAAAACAAAGGAACCUGAUCCGGCGGAAAUGUUCGAAUACCGUGCCAGCGAGCGGGAUGUUAUCACACCGGGACAGAACAGUGGCGGCUCGAGCCAGAGUAUUUAUUCCGCCGAAGAGGUUAACCCCGAGGAACUGCACGAUUCGGUGUUUGACUCGCCGGGAUCUUCCCCGGUACGAGCUUCGUCAGCCCCACGAACAAUGAUGGCUUCGACAGAGAAUGGCAGCGUGACGGUGAACGUGUCCGUUUCGGUGGUAACGGGUGGCAACGCUGGUUCAAACCGAAACGCUCAGGAAAGAAGCGUGAGUCUGAGUGACGCUUCGAUUGUGGUGGAAGGCAGCGGGGGAAGCGCUGGCGCUAACCUGCGUGGCAACCAUCGGAGGCACAGUGCGAUCGGAUCCAAGGGAGAGUACAACAGGAGUCGAUCUAGCCCAAGCAGUCCGGUGAACGGGACGCCACAUGAGGAGCGACUGAUGCCUGAGGCACCACCCCGGUGGAUACCCGACGGUGACGCUCCUCGGUGCAUGGCUUGUGCAUCCUCUUUCACACCUUUCCGAAGGCGGCAUCACUGUCGAAACUGUGGUGGAGUUUUCUGCGGAGUCUGCGCCAGUGCUUACAUCCCACUCCCCAAGUAUGGACUGACGAAGGCGGUGCGGGUGUGUCGAAAUUGUUUCAUCUGCGAGGUGGAUGCCUGAAAACGUUUGCUGAAGUAACCCUGAGCUGUGUUUCUGUGUUUAUUUUGUUUAUUCACACAAGACGAAUGUUUUUUUGUUUUACACAAUUGAACUAUUUUUUUGUUUAGGAUGUUUAAUCUUAGUUGUAUACAUAUUAGAUGAGGCAGGCAGAGAGAAACAAUCAAAACAGCUUAGCUUUUGAUGAAUUACUUUAGAUCUUUACGGUUACUAUCGAACAGUUUCUAUAGCUGAAUUAUACACAAACACGAUUACUAAGUGAAACACAUUGUUGCUCAGCAGUGGUGAUCGGUCCCAAGCAACUUUGGCAAUUCACACCUCAAACAUACACACUUUUUUUCUAUUUGUACAGUGUAUGUACUUUCAGCGAAACACAAAAUGCCGAUUGAAAUAAUUGUGUUCAUAUUCGGAAGACGAAAACAAGACUCAUCCUGUACUCAAUUCCUCCCCUGGACCACAAUCUUCCUCAAUCUUCAUCAUCCCCCACACCGUAUUGAAUUGUAUCGAAACAUUGAAAUGACACCUGUUCAAACACAUUCCUAGACGAUAUGCAAUGCAAACAAAGACAAGAAUGUUUCUUAGUUUUUCUUAUUCGUUCAAAAUGGUGUGUACUUCACCGUAAAUCAACAGAUGUUCCGAAAAAGUCAUCAUCUAAAGACGGAAAAUGCGCGGAAUCGGAUGAAUGAGUUCCUCGAGCAGCAAAACUAUUUCGCUAUCAAACUGUAAGAAAUAAUGAAUAAUGAAAAAAAAAACAGCUGAUGUGAGGAUGGACAGAAGGAUGCCAGAGUUGGAUGAAGAAAAAACUCCCCCCCCCCCCAAAUCUUGCGAUAUAUCACGCACGAGUUAAAAAAGCACAUUUCUCUGACUUACAAACGUGGAAGAAAAACUAUCUGUAAGAAACCCUUCCAUAUGUAUAUCUCUAUAUUCUACUGGGUUAAGUAAAGUAAUAUGUAGAUAAAGUUGAAAAGCAAAACAGCAAAAGAAAAAAAAACAACUACAUUGGAGUGAUAUCUUUUUUACGAAGAAAAUUUAAUAAAAGUAUAUAUAUAUAUAUAUAUAUAUAUAUAUAUAUUUGCAAAACGCGGAGAACACUAGUAGAGAAUACAGUUUUAUUUUUUUUGUGAAUAUGGUAAGCAUAGCUAAACGAGACAUGAUGCGGCUACUUUCCAAACAAUGGAAAAUUAAAUCAAAGCUGAAAUAGAGUCAAGUAGCAGCGACAGCAGAUUGAACAAGAGUUGAAAUAAACACACGCGAUAAGUGAAGAUAAGUCAUAAAUAUAAAUGUUAUGAACAUAAGAAUAAAUAUUAAGCAGCAAGUUAAACCGCGCUUGGGCAGAAUAUGAAAAUAUAUCAG
Molecule: messenger RNA, 4933 nt
Organism: Toxorhynchites rutilus septentrionalis
Lineage: Eukaryota; Metazoa; Arthropoda; Insecta; Diptera; Culicidae
Product: lateral signaling target protein 2 homolog
Exons: 4
Coding region: 764-3583 (939 amino acids)
Cellular component (GO): early endosome membrane
Molecular function (GO): metal ion binding
Source: RefSeq, a predicted model, not a curated record